Elaeis guineensis (African oil palm) is the source of this 1739-nucleotide messenger RNA. RefSeq names its product crocetin glucosyltransferase, chloroplastic-like. NCBI's taxonomy places the organism in Eukaryota, Viridiplantae, Streptophyta, Magnoliopsida, Arecales, Arecaceae. Gene Ontology annotation, molecular function: quercetin 7-O-glucosyltransferase activity; quercetin 3-O-glucosyltransferase activity. The record is from RefSeq and is a predicted model, not a curated record.
AUCCAAAUCCCUUCCAUACCUUCUCACGUUGUUCCACCGUACACCAGCAUAAAAUGGAGAACCGCCGGCAACAUUUCCUUAUAGUGGCCCACCCGUUCCAAGGCCACAUCAACCCGUCCCUCCAUCUCGCGAGGCGCCUUACCAGCACCACCGGCGCUCACGUCACCUUCUCCACCGCCAUUUCCGCUCACCGCCGCAUGUUUCCAGCCUUGUCCAAACCCGACGAGGAAGUAGAAGACGGCCUCCUCUCCUACAUCCCUUACUCCAAUGGCUACGAUAAUGGUUUCAAAGCCGCCACUGGUACUAAAACCCCCGAAGAUUUCAUGUCCAACUUAAAGCUCGUCGGAUCCAAAACUCUUUCCACCAUCAUCCAUAACCUUGCUGCACGCGACCGCCCCGUGACCUGCACGAUCUACACCAUGAUCUUAAUGUCGUGGGCAGCUGACGUCGCUCAUGAUCAUGGCAUCCCCACAGCCAUCUACUGGAUCCAGCCUGCCACCGUCUUCGGUAUCUACUACCACUAUUUCCAUGGCUACGACGAGCUCAUCAGAUCCCAUAGUCAGGACCCAUUAUUUACCGUGGACUUUCCGGGACUGCCGCCGCUCCGAAUCCGUGACCUCCCAACCUUCACCAUCACCAAAUCCGACGAUCCCUAUUACCUCAUUUUCCUUGAUUUCAAAGAAACCUUUGAAAUGUUGGACCGGAAACAAAGGAUUUCGAAGCCAAGAAUCAUCAUGAAUACCUUCGAUGCAUUAGAGGCUGAUGCAAUCAAGGCAUUCGGUAACAUGCAGUUCAUCACCGCAGGGCCGCUCUUACCACCACUUUCUUUGCCUGGAAUGGAUUCAAAAGAUAAUGAUCUUUUCAAACCGGAUAACAAGGGAUUCAUGGAGUGGUUAGACUCGAAGCCGGAGAGGUCGGUGGUGUAUGUGUCAUUCGGGAGCAUCUCGGUGAUAAAGAAGCAGCAACUGGAGGAGAUUUUGAGGGGGCUGAGGGAGAGCGGGAGGCCUUACCUAUGGGUGGUGCGGAAGGACAACAGAGAGGAAGGGGUGGAGCUGGAGGAUGGGGAGAAUGGGAUGGUGGUGGAGUGGUGCUCCCAAGUGAAGGUGUUGUCCCAUCCAUCCAUAGGAUGCUUUGUGACCCAUUGCGGGUGGAAUUCGACGCUGGAGAGCUUGGUGUGCGGAGUGCCGACGGUAGGGGUGCCGCAGUGGUCGGACCAAGGGACAAAUGCGAAGCUGGUGGAGAUGUGGGGGACGGGGGUGAGGAGUGAGGUUAACAAAGAGGGAGUGUUCGAGGGAAAGGAGUUGAGGAGGUGUUUGGAGGUUGUCAUGGGAGAAGGGGAGAGAGGGCUGGAGAUUAGAAGAAGGGCAGGGAUUUGGAGGGACAGAGCGUGGGAGGCCGUCCGCGAAGGUGGGUCAUCAGAUGUGAAUCUCAAGGCUUUUAUGGAGAAAAUUGCAAGCAAUGAUUGAGAUUUGAGGAUGUCACAGUUGUCCAAAUUAUUUUUGUGAUUUGAAGUAAAUUACAGAAGUAGAGUUUUUAGGUAAGAGUGGUAGAAGAAGAGCUUCUUAAUAUACAUACAUAUAUUACGUUCUCAAGGUAUGGGGAGUUGCAUGGUAAUGUAGUAGUUUAUUGGGAUCCAUCUCUAGCAUAGAAACUAAAACCUUUUGCAUUGUGUCACGCUAUGUAUCCGUCCUGUAUAGCAUCAUCUUUGUUGUAAGAUAAUCAUUGAUUUGGAGACUAAA